AUGAAGAAACACAGAAAAGAGACACCUACAGAUCAAGGGGUGCCGCUAAACAGCCAGGCACUGGAGUUACUACGCAGAACUCAUGAGUUUUACGAGCAGGAGAAAAACUACGUAAGCAUUCAUGGACAGCCAUCAAUUCCUGCCGACAAAGUGGUGGAACGUACGUCGAAAACGCUUGGUACUGAUGCAAUUCGUAGGCAUGUUUAUGCUUACUACAGCAGAAAAGAGUAUCCGACUGUAUCUAAGUUAUUAAUCUCUUUAAAAGAAAGUGAACUCUUCAGGGGUGGUGAAACAUCACUAAAAAUUGUGCUAAAAAAUAUGGGUUUCCAUUACAAAACGCUAGAUGGACACAAAGCUAAAUCUAUGUUCCAGCUAUCAAUAUUCAACAGAUAA
Molecule: messenger RNA, 393 nt
Organism: Schistocerca cancellata (South American locust)
Lineage: Eukaryota; Metazoa; Arthropoda; Insecta; Orthoptera; Acrididae
Exons: 4
Coding region: 1-393 (130 amino acids)
Source: RefSeq, a predicted model, not a curated record